AUGUCCGACGUAGCCCACCUCAAAUCCCUCCUCGGCGUCCACCCCGACUUCCCCAAGAAGGGCAUCACCUUCCUCGACAUCUUCCCGCUCAUGCGCGACCCCUACGCAUUCGAGUCCCUCAUCACCCACCUCGUCCACCACAUCACCACCACCCACACUGUCAAACCUGACGUGAUCGUCGGUCUCGACGCCCGAGGUUUCCUCUUGGGCCCCAUCAUCGCUAUGCGCCUCGGCGCGGCUUUCGUCCCUGUACGAAAGGGCGGAAAGCUGCCUGGUCAAGUUGACACGGUGGCUUAUGAGAAGGAGUAUGGAGUGGAUGAGUUCCAGAUGCAGAAGGGGGCUGUUCAGGCUAGACAGAAGUGUAUCGUUGUUGACGACCUCAUCGCAACUGGUGGCUCCGCCGCUGCCGCUGGCCAGCUCAUCAAGUCCGCCGGCGGAAGCACGCUCGAAUACCUCUUCAUCAUCAGCCUCCCUUUCCUCAAUGGAGCAGACCGCCUCGAUGCCCCUGUGUACGCCAUGAUUGAAGCAGAGGACUAG
Dioszegia hungarica is the source of this 537-nucleotide messenger RNA. Its product is annotated as putative adenine phosphoribosyltransferase. The transcript has 3 exons. Gene Ontology annotation, cellular component: cytoplasm. Gene Ontology annotation, biological process: AMP salvage; adenine salvage. NCBI's taxonomy places the organism in Eukaryota, Fungi, Basidiomycota, Tremellomycetes, Tremellales, Bulleribasidiaceae. Bases 1 to 537 code for a protein of 178 amino acids. Gene Ontology annotation, molecular function: adenine phosphoribosyltransferase activity; adenine binding; AMP binding. The record is from RefSeq and is a predicted model, not a curated record.